CAGAACAAACGAUACGAUCUCCAAAAUCCGAACACAUUUUUCGAAAUCGGCGUGUGAAAAAAGAGAAAAGCAAAAUUUAAUACAUUUUGUAGAAUGCGCGAAGGCUGCACCAUAUAAAUAGUGGCAACAAUUGCGAUUUUUUUUCAGUUUGGAAUCAUCAUUGGCAGCGGCAGCAUCUGAAAUAAGUCAAUCUACGAGAUAAAAUUACUAAGAAAAAAUGGUUAAGGUACCGGCUAUUGGAAUUGACUUAGGCACCACCUACUCCUGCGUGGGAGUUUGGCAGAACAGCAAAGUGGAGAUCAUUGCCAAUGAUCAGGGAAACCGAACCACGCCUUCGUAUGUGGCGUUUAACGACACGGAGCGCCUGAUUGGCGAUGCGGCCAAGAACCAGGUCGCCAUGAAUGCCAAGAAUACGGUUUUCGAUGCAAAGCGACUGAUUGGCCGCAAAUUCGAUGACAAAAAAAUCCAGGAGGACCUUAAACUCUGGCCCUUUAAGGUAAUCAACGAUGGCGGCAAACCGAAGAUCGAGGUGGAGUUCAAGGGUGAACGGAAGCGUUUCGCUCCCGAAGAGGUCAGUUCGAUGGUGUUGACCAAGAUGCGUGAGAUUGCCGAGGUUUACUUGGGUGGCAAGGUAAAGGACGCAGUGAUCACAGUGCCGGCGUAUUUCAACGAUAGCCAACGGCAGGCUACCAAGGAUGCGGGAUCCAUUGCCGGUUUGAAUGUGUUGAGGAUCAUUAAUGAACCCACUGCCGCUGCUUUGGCCUACGGAUUGGAUAAAAACCUGAAGGGGGAGCGCAAUGUCCUCAUCUUCGAUCUGGGUGGCGGAACCUUUGAUGUCUCCAUAUUGACCAUCGACGAGGGUUCCCUUUUCGAGGUGAAGGCCACGGCUGGUGACACUCACUUGGGUGGUGAAGAUUUUGACAACCGACUAGUCAAUCACUUUGCUGAGGAGUUCAAGCGAAAGCACAAGUCCGAUAUCAAGGGUAAUGCCAGAGCUUUAAGACGUUUGAGGACAGCCUGUGAAAGGGCCAAGAGGACCUUGUCCUCCAGCACUGAGGCAUCAUUGGAGAUUGAUGCGUUACACGAGGGCAUUGACUUUUAUUCAAAGAUUUCCAGGGCCCGUUUCGAGGAGCUGAACAUGGACCUUUUCCGCUCCACAAUGCAGCCGGUGGAGCGAGCCUUGAGUGAUGCCAAGUUGGACAAGAAAGCCAUCCAUGAUGUGGUUUUGGUGGGUGGUUCCACCCGCAUUCCCAAAAUCCAGAAACUUCUGCAGGAUUUGUUCGGUGGAAAGCAGCUUAAUCUCUCGAUCAAUCCAGAUGAGGCUGUGGCCUAUGGAGCCGCCGUACAAGCUGCCAUACUCACCGGUGUGGGCAGCUCCCAGAUCCAGGAUCUGCUUCUGGUUGAUGUGACUCCGCUUUCGCUGGGCAUCGAAACAGCUGGCGGUGUGAUGACCAAGUUGGUGGAACGCAAUGCUCGCAUUCCCUGCAAACAGCAGCAGAUCUUCACCACCUACAGUGACAACCAGAAUGCGGUGACCAUUCAGGUUUACGAGGGUGAAAGGGCCAUGACCAAGGAUAACAAUUUACUGGGCACCUUCAAUCUCACUGGCAUUCCACCUGCACCGCGUGGAGUGCCACAGAUCGAGGUGGCCUUCGAUUUAAAUGCCGAUGGAAUUUUGAAUGUGAAUGCCAAGGAUAAUAGUACCGGGAAGACUGAGAAGAUCACGAUCACCAAUGACAAGGGAAGACUAUCCAAAGCGGAGAUCGAUCGCAUGCUCUCGGAGGCGGAGAAGUACAAGGUUGAGGAUGAUCGUCAAAGGGAACGGGUUCAGUCAAAGAAUAACCUCGAAGGAUAUAUCUACGGUUGUCGCCAGGCAGUCGAGGAGGCUCCAUCUGGAGUCCUUUCCGAAACCGAACGUUCCAAGGUGCGUGAUAAAGUGUGCUCCGAAACAACCUGGCUGGACAAAAACUCGCUGGCCGAGAAGGAGGAGUUUGAGCACCAUCUUAAGGAGUGCCAGCGUAUCUGUAGUCCCAUUAUGUCGAAACUCCAUGCCGGACCCAAGGGCAAGCAAUCGGCUGGCAAUGGCACUCAUCCCACUGUGGAGGAGGUGGACUAGCUGCCCCACUGCGCUAAAUUAUUCUGCAGUUGCAAAUGUAUUAUUGAAUACCUAAUUUUGGAAAUAAAUUAAUCUACCUUGUCGAGUAUUGGGUCACUUCGA
Molecule: messenger RNA, 2218 nt
Organism: Drosophila eugracilis
Lineage: Eukaryota; Metazoa; Arthropoda; Insecta; Diptera; Drosophilidae
Gene: Hsc70-2
Product: heat shock 70 kDa protein cognate 2
Biological process (GO): cellular response to unfolded protein; protein refolding
Cellular component (GO): cytoplasm
Molecular function (GO): misfolded protein binding; ATP binding; heat shock protein binding
Source: RefSeq, a predicted model, not a curated record